AUGUACCGGAAAGCUCUUUCCGGCUUAUUUCCAUUGUUAACAAAUAGACUUUGGAACUUGAAAUCCGUGAAAAGUGCAUUGAAAGAAUGCAAUUUCGAAAGGAUAACGAACAAUCUUACCAAUGCUGCAAAUGAAAGAUUUAAACCCGUUUGGAGCGGUUGA
Molecule: messenger RNA, 162 nt
Organism: Loa loa (African eye worm)
Lineage: Eukaryota; Metazoa; Nematoda; Chromadorea; Rhabditida; Onchocercidae
Exons: 1
Coding region: 1-162 (53 amino acids)
Source: RefSeq, a predicted model, not a curated record